GAAAUCAGAAGACUGAAAGGGCAGGGCAGGGGCAUGGCAGCAGGUGGUGGAGGUGAUGGAGCCCGACCGGAUCUCAGUCGCUAUGUGGUGGCCCGGCCCAUAUACAACGAGCCAACCUUUCAAGAGGAGAAUGAGAGGAAAUUGGUGGUGUCCAAAACACUCCGGGAACGAGUCCAGAAAACUUGCAGCUGUUCAAGAAAUAAAGCCUUUCAGAUAACCAAGACCUUGUUUCCUAUUCUGGAAUGGUUGCCUAAGUACAGGGUGAAGGAAUGGCUCAUCAGUGAUAUAAUUUCUGGUGUCAGUACUGGACUUGUGGCUACUUUACAAGGCUUGGCAUAUGCAUUAUUGGUUGCAGUUCCAGUUGGAUAUGGCCUCUACUCUGCUUUUUUCCCCAUCCUUACAUACUUCUUCUUAGGAACAUCAAAACACAUCUCUGUUGGACCUUUUCCUGUGGUCAGUUUGAUGGUGGGCUCAGUAGUACUGAGCAUGGCACCCGAUGAAAAGUUCCUCAUCGUUAGCAGCAACAUCACAGGGCUGAACAAAACAAUUAUAGACACCGGAUCUAGAGAUGCAGAGAGAGUGAUUAUUGCCAGCACCAUCACCUUUUUGGUUGGCAUUAUCCAGCUAGUGUUUGGAUUUCUUCAGAUUGGUUUCAUUGUAAGGUAUCUUGCUGAUCCACUGGUUGGUGGUUUUACAACUGCAGCUGCAUUUCAAGUGUUUGUUUCACAACUGAAAAUAGUUUUAAAUGUUGCAACCCAAAAUUACAAUGGGAUCCUCUCCAUAAUCUAUACCCUAGUAGAUAUAUUUAAAAAUAUUGGAACCACCAACAUUGCUGAUCUCGUUGCUGGCCUGCUGACCAUUGUUAUUUGUAUGGUAGUCAAGGAAAUAAAUGAUCGUUUCAGACACAAGAUCCGUGUUCCUAUUCCUAUAGAAGUGAUUGUGACAAUAGUAGCUGCUGGCAUUUCAUAUGGGGUUGACCUGGAGAAAAAGUACAAUGCAGGCAUUGUUAAAUCUAUUCCUAGUGGAUUUUUGCCUCCUGAGCCUCCAGCUGUCCACAUGUUUGGAGACAUGAUUGCAUCUGCCUUUUCUAUUGCUGUUGUUGCUUAUGCAAUAGCUGUGUCUGUAGGCAAAGUGUAUGCAACAAAAUAUGACUAUGCUAUUGAUGGAAAUCAGGAAUUUAUUGCCUUUGGGAUCAGCAAUAUUUUUUCAGGAGCUUUCUCUUGUUUUGUCGCUACUACUGCUCUGUCUCGCACAGCAGUCCAAGAAAGCACUGGUGGAAAAACCCAGAUUGCUGGCAUAAUUUCAGCUGGAAUUGUACUGAUUGCCAUUGUUGCUUUGGGGAAACUGCUUGAACCUUUGCAAAAGUCUGUGUUGGCGGCUGUGGUCAUUGCCAACUUGAAAGGGAUGUUCAUGCAAGUAUGUGACGUCCCCCGUUUGUGGAGGCAGAGUAAGGCAGAUGCUAUGAUCUGGAUUUUCACAUGUAUAGCAUCCAUCAUUCUGGGACUAGAUUUGGGAUUACUUGCUGGUCUGGUGUUUGCACUGCUGACUGUUGUAUUGAGAGUUCAGUUUCCUUCCUGGGGUAGCCUUGGCAGUAUUCCUGGCACAGACCUAUAUAAGAACAUCAAAGAAUACAAACAUGUUGUUGAACCAGAUGGAGUAAAGAUUCUCAAAUUUUCAAGUCCUAUUUUUUAUGCUAAUAUUGAUGGCUUAAGAAGCAGCCUCAAAUCCACUGUUGGAUUUGAUGCCAUGCGGGUAUAUAACAAGAGACUUAAAGCUCUCAGAAAGAUCCAGAAGCUAAUCAAGAAGGGAAAAUUAAAAGCAACAAAAAAUGGCAUCAUCAGUGAUUCUGGAACUACUAAUGAAGCUUUUGAAUUUGAUGAGGACCCAGAAGAUCCUGAAGAUCUUGACAUUCCAACUAAAGAAGUAGAAAUUCAGGUGGACUGGAAUUCAGAACUCCCAGUCAAAGUCAAUGUCCCCAGAGUGUCUCUCCACAGUCUAAUUUUUGACUUUGGAGCCGUAUCUUUCAUGGAUGUAGUAGCAGUAAGAGUAAUGAAAAUGAUUGUCAAAGAGUUUGAGAGGAUUGAUGUAAGAGUAUACAUCGCAUCACAUCUAGACCACAUUAUCAAAAUACUGGAACACUGUGCCUUUUUUGAUGAUGACAUUAAAAAAGAGAUGUUUUUCCUGACUGUCCAUGAUGCUGUCCUCUAUAUACAGAAUCAGAGCAUGCAUAGAGACAUCCAGGACUCUAUAUUGGAAAAGAUUUCACUGAUGCAGGAGUCAAAGGAACCAAUAGAAUUUACAGAAACAAACCAGAAUGAGGAGCUUGAUGUUCAGGAAGAGGCUAUGCGCAGGCUUGCUUCAUGAAGGAAGACUAUUGAAUUCAUCAUGUCUGUGAACUCUGUGGCAAACAUGAACCAAUAUUUCAAGCAUUUUUAUCACUGGAACAAUUUAUCUUACCCUAGAAGGAAACACUUAUGCUACAGAUAUCUCAGACUCUAAUUUCUCCUUUUACAUUCUAUUCUUGAUUAACGUUAUUUGGUAAAUUUGUUCAAACCCUAAUUACUAGAGAAAUGGAAAGAUCAUCAUACCUAUAGCAAUACUGGCUCCUAGCUUUUGGGUGAGGACACAUGCAUUUCUGUACAUCAAUGUACAUAACCGGAAGGAAGGAAGGACGGACGGACUUGAUAUUAAUGCAGAAAAUGAUUAUGACUGCAAUCCUAAACCCAUUUAUAUGAGAGUAAGCACCACUGAGCUCAUUGGGACUCACUUCUGAGUAGAUAUUUGUAUAGCAUUGUGCUCUAAUACUCUGUUUAUACAAUACCAAGCAGAAUCUGAUGUCUCUAUUUCUCAGGGGUACCUUUAGGUGCUACAAUACUGCCAUAAAGGCAACAUUAUUUAUGACAGAUAAAUAAUGCAAUAAUAAAUAGUAAGAAUCUGUGUCCUGAAAAGCAAAUCUGGGCUCUUUUAAGUUGCUAACACAAAAGUAUCCAUAAAGUGCUUGGAAUAUACAAAUCACUUAUUUCAGAGCUAAUGAUCUGAUGUCUUUAUUUAUCCGUUCAGGGUAAGUCUCAGGCAAUGUUCCAAUUCUUGAUUUUUGUACAAGGUUUAAACCACUGGGAACAAUUUUUUUAAAAAAAUGUGUUCCAAGUCAAAUCCAAAUUAUAAGACAGUUCCAUUCUAGUUUACACUGCUAUGGUACAUAUGCAGUGUUCUCCCAAUUGCACUGCUCAAUGCGUUGGUGUAUUUUUGCUUGUUGUUUACUGAAUUGGGAAGGAAUACCAUGGAGUUGGAAGGGUAGGCCUGGAGUUCAGGUUUCGAUCUAUGCCAUAUUAUGCCUAAAGCUUUCCUUUUUCUUGCCUCGGUAUGUCAUAGAGUCCUGCUUUCUGUGGCACUUGUGGCCCCCAUGCUGCAGUUAGGUUGCCUGUGGUUUUAAUCUUUUUCAUCAGCACUGCCUCAGUACAAAUGGAAAAUAUUCUGGCAAAUAACAAAUAAUUGUUCACUGUGAUAAUUUGAAAAUUGUUGAUGAUGUAUCUAGAAAGACAUACUACUUUCAAGGCCUGCAACAUAUCCCUAAAUCUUGCUGCAUGAAUAAAUAAGCAUUAUGGAUGAAGUAUGAAGUAUGUUGUAGAGGGCAUUAUAAUAAUCUAGGAUGUUAUAUUCUGCAGUAAGCUAUAUUCAGCUUAAAAUGCUGAUUUGGUAAUACUUAAAAAAACAACAUGCACAGCUAGUAAUAACUGGAGACAACCAAAACAGCAACUAAUCUUCAAAGCAUUCUAACAAUAUAUACCUUGUGUAAAUGAAAGGGUUUGUGGCACCUCUGUGGUUUGAGGACCAAAAUCAGAUUUCCUAGGUCACCUAUCAUUUGUGCAAUUGAAAAAAAGUGCCAGUCUUACACUAACAAGUGCCUUAUUACAUGAAAACAAAUAAAUGUUUCUGCUGAAUUCAUUAACAGAAUGAAGAAUGCAUGAAAAAACUAUUUGGAAAAAUAGGUUUUUCAACACACAUACAAUAUCACCAUUUCAUUCAUAUAUUUAUACUGUAUA
This is a messenger RNA of Rhineura floridana, 4043 nucleotides long. It is a transcript of the gene SLC26A4, whose product is annotated as solute carrier family 26 member 4. The transcript has 21 exons. Gene Ontology annotation, biological process: transmembrane transport. Lineage: Eukaryota; Metazoa; Chordata; Lepidosauria; Squamata; Rhineuridae. The coding region runs from base 34 to 2364 and encodes 776 amino acids. The record is from RefSeq and is a predicted model, not a curated record. Gene Ontology annotation, molecular function: bicarbonate transmembrane transporter activity; secondary active sulfate transmembrane transporter activity; oxalate transmembrane transporter activity. Gene Ontology annotation, cellular component: membrane.